AGACUCAGGACGCUUUAGUACUCCAGGCCACAAGAUGCCCCCUCGCAGCUCCGAAGGCCGAAAUAAGAGGCUUCCACAAGCUUCUCUUGCCCUUCCCCUUCUCCUUCCUCCUUUCGAUGGACUGCGCUUUUAGAAGCUCGUCCUGGGUCCCUCCGAGCCCCGCCCUUCGUCUUGGGCCCUCCUACCUCCUUCCAAAGCUUCGAUUUUCCGAGAAAUUGAAGCCUUCGAGCGUGCGGAAGCGUUUGGUGGUCAGCAGGGCGUCUGGGUCCGACGAACAAGACUCCGGGAAUGGGUUCUCGACCGCCGUCAGCAAGGUUUUCGUCGAAGAGACAAUUGGAGCUGAAUAUGGAGAAGGUUUCGAGACGUUUAGGAUGGACGGCCUACUCAAGGUUGAUGUGGAUUAUUUGAAUGACAAAUUGCAAGAGUGCUUUCUCCAGAGGAUACGGCAUGCUAUGAAGCCAGAUGAAGCGUUUGGUCUUAUCUUCUCAUGGGAUAAUGUUGUGGCCGAUACUCGCUCUCUAAAGUUGGAUGCCUGGAGACAGGUUGCUUGUGAAGAGGGAAGGGAUAUCUCGAGUGAUAGUCAUACACAAAAAGCCAUCCUUCAUACAGCAGCUGAUCAUGUCUUACAAAAGGUGUUAUGCUGGACAGAAGAAGAGAAUGAAUUGGAAAGACUUAAGUCACGGCUCUCACAGUUAUACCAUGAGAACCUGCUUAAGCUUGAAACCCCAGUGGAAGGGUUAAAAGAAUGGCUUGAUGCUAUCUAUACAGUAGGCAUCCCUACUGCUGUUGUAUCAUGUCUUGAUCGGAGAGAUAUGGUUGAGGCUUUGCGGCGGAUGGGACUCAGCAAAUAUUUCCAGGCUAUUGUGAGUGAGGAGGAUGGAAUGGAGUCAAUAGCCCAUAGAUUUCUAUCAGCUGCAGUUAAGUUGGACCGCAAACCUUCCAAGUGCAUCGUAUUUGAGGAUGAUCCAAGAGGAAUUACUGCUGCUCACAACUGCACAAUGAUGGCAGUAGCCUUGAUUGGUGCUCAUCCAGCGUAUGAGUUGGUGCAGGCAGAUCUUGCUGUUGCUAGCUUCAGUGAGCUUUCUGUGAUCAACCUUAGGAGAUUAUUUGCACACAAGGGAUCGAGUUUUAUGGAUUUACAGAAGCAGAUUAUAGAGAAAUCACCUCCUAAAAGGAAGCUUAUGACUGACACCAUAUUCUGAUUAUUUUUUUUUUUCCCUUUCGUGCUCAUUCUCUCUUUGUGCACGUGUGGAUCAUGGAGAAAGCUGUGUAUAUGUGGCCUGUCCUUGAUAGGCCUGCCAGGCAAUUUUCCCCUAAACAUUGUAAAAGCAGGUUUUGUAUUAUGAGAGAAGCUAAUAGUUGUUGACUGACAUUGUUGGAACAGCUCGGGCUUGGACAUUAAAUAGUCAAUUUAGUAUAUCUGAUCAAGAAUAUCUGGUUCACGAUGAAA
Elaeis guineensis (African oil palm) is the source of this 1450-nucleotide messenger RNA. Its product is annotated as 5-amino-6-(5-phospho-D-ribitylamino)uracil phosphatase, chloroplastic. The record is from RefSeq and is a predicted model, not a curated record. Lineage: Eukaryota; Viridiplantae; Streptophyta; Magnoliopsida; Arecales; Arecaceae.